AUGGUAUUAGUACCAUCCAAAACUAAAUACAAUGGUAUUUACUAUUAAUUAAAAUAUCCACCAUAUCAUUAAUAGCCCUUCAACUUCUAAAUCUAAAUUACAAAUAUAGAAAAUAGUUUCAUUACUAUAUUUUAUACCAUAAUGUUUAAAUUUAGCAAAACAAGAACCAAAGUUGCAUAGAAUUGUUAGAAUAACAACUUGAAUUAAGUAUUUAUUUAAUUGUUUUUUUAUUUAACGUUGUUUUACAAUUAUUCCAUAGAUUGCAUAACAAGAUAAAAAAGAUAAUAAUGAACUAGAAAACCAAGCAACAUUAUUAGUGAUUCCUUAAAAUUUACAAUCUAAUUUAUUGAUAUUGUUUUUUUACAUCCAUCUGUCAUGCAUUAUUAUGGAUAAUCGAUAACAGGAUUAGGUAAAUUUUAAUCAAUUUAGCAAUAUUUUAAGUUUGGAUUGA
Paramecium pentaurelia is the source of this 451-nucleotide messenger RNA. NCBI's taxonomy places the organism in Eukaryota, Ciliophora, Oligohymenophorea, Peniculida, Parameciidae. The record is from the annotation of a GenBank genome assembly.